AUGACAGGUGAAGGAAGCCCAGAGAUUCCUCAGGGCAUUGAAGCUGUUCUGUGUGAUAUAAUGGUUCAAGGAACCAUCUUUCCYGCUCCCAAUUUCAAUCCCAUAAUGGAUGCCCAAAUGCUAGGGGGAGCACUCCAAGGAUUUGACUGUGACAAAGACCUGCUGAUUGACAUUCUCACGAAACGCUGCAAUGCGCAGAGGCUGAUGAUUGCAGAGGCAUACCAGAGCAUGUACGGCCGGAACCUGGUUGAGGACCUAAAGGAGCAGCUUUCAUCGCAUUUCAAAGAGGUUAUGGUUGGCCUCAUGUACCCUCCACCAUCUUUUGAUGCUCAUGAACUGUGGCAUGCCAUGAAGGGAGCCGGCACUGAUGAGAAUUGCCUCAUUGAUAUAUUGGCGUCAAGAACAAAUGGGGAAAUUUUCCAGAUGCGAGAAGCUUAUUGUUUACGUAAGAAAAUUUCAGGAACCAGGGAGGAGGGAUACACAAACCCUGCUAUGGCUGCUCAGGAUGCAAUGGUCCUGUGGGAAGCGUGUCAGCAGAAAACUGGAGAACAUAAAACCAUGCUACAGGUGAUCCUGUGCAACAAGAGCUACCAGCAGCUGUGGCUGGUUUUCCAGGAAUUUCAAAAUAUUUCUGGGCAAGAUGUGGUAGAUGCCAUUAAUGAUUGCUAUGAUGGAUACUUUAAGGAGCUGUUGGUGGCAAUUGUUCUCUGCGUUCGAGACAAACCAGCCUAUUUUGCUUAUAGAUUAUAUAGUGCAAUACAUGACUUUGGUUUUCAUAAUAAAACAGUAAUCCGGAUACUAAUUGCCAGAAGUGAAAUAGACCUGCUGACCAUAAGGAAAUGCUACAAAGAGAGAUAUGGAAAAUCCCUAUUUCAUGAUAUCAAAAAAGCAAAGAAACCAUGA
Molecule: messenger RNA, 903 nt
Organism: Urocitellus parryii (Arctic ground squirrel)
Lineage: Eukaryota; Metazoa; Chordata; Mammalia; Rodentia; Sciuridae
Source: RefSeq, a predicted model, not a curated record